AUGUUUCCAACUAAAAACUCUUCCACUUCACAAUCCCUUUCCUCAAAACCUACCAUUUCCUCCAACACAUCAUUGCAAAAUAUAGAAGUCUUUCGGGGGAUGUCAGGUUUCCAAGAGGAGAUGCGGUUAGCUGCUAGUACUCCGAAGAAGCGUGCAGGAAGGAAGAUAUUCAAGGAGACUCGCCACCCGGUGUAUAGGGGUGUGAGGAAGAGAAACUUAGACAAAUGGGUCUGUGAAAUGAGGGAGCCUAACAAAAAGACUAAAAUUUGGCUAGGGACUUUUCCAACCGCCGAGAUGGCAGCCCGAGCACAUGAUGUUGCCGCAAUGGCGUUGAGGGGCCGCUACGCUUGUCUCAACUUUGCAGACUCGGCAUGGAGGCUUCCUAUUCCUGCAACUUCUAAUACAAAGGAUAUACAAAAGGCGGCUGCAGAAGCGGCCGAAGCUUUUAGGCCAGGCAAGAUUUUAAAGACUAAGGAGAUUGAAACAGUUGUAGCUAUUGUCGCCGACGAGGAGUUGAUUAAUAUGUUUUGUGUGGAAGAGGAUGAGGAGGAAGCGUUGAAUAUUCCAGAGUUAUGGAGGAAUAUGGUACUAAUGUCCCCUACACAUAGCUUGGGAUAUCAUGAGUAUGAAGAUUUUGAUAUAAACUUUCAAGAUGAUGUGAUAUCACUAUGGAACUUUGAAAUUUGA
Messenger RNA from Lathyrus sativus (Indian pea), 687 nucleotides. The record is from the annotation of a GenBank genome assembly. NCBI's taxonomy places the organism in Eukaryota, Viridiplantae, Streptophyta, Magnoliopsida, Fabales, Fabaceae.